Chaetura pelagica (chimney swift) is the source of this 2265-nucleotide messenger RNA. RefSeq names its product spastic paraplegia 7 (pure and complicated autosomal recessive) (gene SPG7). Lineage: Eukaryota; Metazoa; Chordata; Aves; Apodiformes; Apodidae. Bases 1 to 2265 code for a protein of 754 amino acids. Gene Ontology annotation, cellular component: membrane; m-AAA complex. Gene Ontology annotation, biological process: mitochondrial protein processing; protein-containing complex assembly. The record is from RefSeq and is a predicted model, not a curated record. Gene Ontology annotation, molecular function: ATP binding; ATP-dependent peptidase activity; metalloendopeptidase activity. The transcript is spliced from 17 exons.
AUGGUGGAAAAGGCACUGGAAAAUACCAGGGGUAACUACAACUACUCUGAGAGCCUUCUGUCACAAACACUUUCCCCCACACCUCGAGGUCUCAGUGGAGCCCUGGUGAAACAACAGAUAAUUAGAGAUCCAGUCAGGCUUUGGAAUCUCUUAGGUAGCACCUACUGGUUUACUACUUCAAGCUCCCAGAGGAGUAACCAGAAGAAUGGAGGGUUCAAAAAGAAAUCUCCACAGGAGGAUGAUGAGGAGGAGAAACGCAGAAAAAGGGAAAAUCAGCUGCACCUGGAACGCCUGCGGGCCCUGCUCAUCCUGACACUCAUAGUGCUGAUGUUCCGGUUCAUGGUCACUGAGAACAGAGAAGGGACUAGCAUUUCCUGGAACUACUUUGUCAAUGAGAUGCUGGCAAAGGGUGAGGUCCAGAGAAUUGAAGUGGUGCCUGAGAGUGACAUUGUGGAGGUUUAUCUGCACCCAGGAGGAACUCCCCAUGGACAAGUUAACGUGACCCUGUUGUACACCAUGCGGGUGGCAAACAUUGACAAAUUUGAAGAGAAGCUGAGAGCUGCAGAGGACGAGCUGAAUAUUGAUGAGAGAGAGAGAAUCCCUGUUUCCUACAAACAUCCUGGCAUUUAUGGAAAUGAUCUCACUUCCCUGCUGGUGACCCUUGUGGUUCUGUCCAUGCUCUGGAGCCUCUUCCGCCUCAUUCGGGUUGCAGGCCGGGCAGGAGGAUUCAACGCCUUUAACCAGUUGAAGAUGGCUCGUUUCACCAUCGUGGAUGGGAAGUCGGGAAAAGGGAUUGGCUUCAAGGAUGUGGCGGGAAUGCACGAAGCAAAAAUGGAAGUCAAAGAGUUUGUGGACUAUUUAAAGAGUCCUGAUCGCUACCUUCAGCUUGGGGCUAAAGUACCCAAGGGUGCCCUAUUACUAGGACCACCAGGCUGUGGGAAGACCUUGCUGGCCAAGGCUGUGGCUACAGAAGCACAAGUGCCAUUCUUGGCCAUGGCAGGCUCUGAGUUUGUGGAGGUCAUAGGAGGUCUUGGAGCUGCCAGGGUCCGGAGCCUGUUCAGAGAAGCCCAGGCUCGUGCCCCCUGCAUCGUCUACAUCGACGAGAUCGAUGCUGUGGGCAAGAAACGUUCGACCAACAUCUCUGGGUUUGCCAAUGCUGAAGAGGAGCAGACUUUAAACCAGCUGCUGGUGGAAAUGGAUGGAAUGGGAACUGCAGACCAUGUCAUAGUGCUGGCUUCCACCAACCGUGCUGAUGUCUUGGAUAAUGCCUUGAUGAGGCCUGGGAGGCUCGACAGGCACAUCUUUAUUGAUCUUCCUACCCUCCAGGAGAGAAGAGAGAUCUUCGAGCAGCACCUGAAGGGGCUCAAGCUGAUCCAAGAUGCCAGCUUCUACUCUCAGCACCUUGCUGAACUGACUCCAGGCUUCAGUGGAGCUGACAUAGCAAAUAUAUGUAAUGAAGCUGCUCUUCAUGCUGCCAGAGAAGGUCACAAAUCCAUCGAUACCUCCAACUUCGAGUAUGCUGUGGAAAGAGUCAUUGCUGGCACUGCCAAAAGAAAUCAGAUCUUGUCACCAGAAGAGAGGAAGGUUGUGGCAUUCCACGAGUCGGGCCAUGCCUUGGUGGGCUGGCUGCUGGAGCACACGGAGGCUGUGAUGAAGGUGUCCAUAGCCCCUCGGACUAACGCCGCGCUGGGAUUUGCUCAGAUCCUUCCCAGAGAGCAGUACCUCUUCACCAAGGAGCAGCUGCUGGAGAGGAUGUGCAUGGCUCUGGGGGGCAGAGUGGCUGAGGCCAUCACCUUUAACAAAGUCACCACAGGAGCUCAGGAUGACCUGAAGAAGGUGACCAAGAUAGCCUACUCCAUGGUGAAGCAGUACGGGAUGGUGCCCAGCAUCGGGCAACUCUCCUUCCCAGACCUGGAGAGUGCCCCGGGAAUCGGUCGGCGCCCUUUCAGCCAGGGACUGCAGCAAAUGAUGGACCAUGAAGCCAAAGUCCUGGUGGCUCAGGCUUACAGGCGCACAGAAAAUCUCUUACUGGAGAACCGGGACAAGCUGCAAAAGCUGUCUGAUGCCCUCCUGGAGAAAGAAGUGAUAAAUUAUGAUGACAUUGAAGCUUUGAUUGGGCCUCCACCCUAUGGGCCAAAGAAAAUGAUAGCUCCUCAGAGCUGGCUGCAAGCAGAGAGGGACAAGCAAGACUCAAGAGAUGAAGAAAUGCCCCAGCAGCCACCAAACCACGAGGAGGAGGAAGAACCACGGCUGAGACCAGUAUGA